Molecule: messenger RNA, 2061 nt
Organism: Cucurbita moschata (crookneck pumpkin)
Lineage: Eukaryota; Viridiplantae; Streptophyta; Magnoliopsida; Cucurbitales; Cucurbitaceae
Product: receptor protein kinase-like protein ZAR1
Exons: 2
Coding region: 16-1950 (644 amino acids)
Biological process (GO): protein phosphorylation
Molecular function (GO): protein binding; ATP binding; protein kinase activity
Source: RefSeq, a predicted model, not a curated record
ACAUAACUACACAACAUGGUUCUACUGGAGAUUUGCUUUGUUUUCAUUGUGAGCAACCAUUUUUCAUCUGUGUCUUCUCUGAAUGAAGAGGGAUUGGCUCUGCUUUCAUUCAGAAACUCAACUUUUGAUGCCGAAGGCUUCCUCCAUAACUGGAACUUCUAUGAUACAACCCCGUGUUCCUGGAAUGGAAUCACUUGUACAGAACAAAGAGUUGUUUCUCUCAGUAUUGAAGACAAGAAACUCUCUGGUACUCUCCACCCUGCACUUGGGAAGCUUGGGUCACUCCGUCAUUUAAGCCUUCGAAACAAUAGUCUUUUCGGAAGCUUCCCAACUGAGCUCUACAAGCUGGUAGAAUUACAAAGCUUGGAUCUCUCACAAAAUGUCUUAAAUGGCAGUAUUCCAGAUGGGUUUGGUUCCCAUUUGACAUCCCUUCAGUAUCUCAAUCUUUCCUCCAAUGUCAUCAACGGUGGGAUCCCUGCAGACUUUGGCAACUUGUCCCACUUGCGAGGCACUCUUGGUUUGUCUCACAAUGUCUUUACCGGCCCAAUCCCUCCAAGCCUAAGCAGCCUCCCUGCAACCCUUUAUAUCGAUCUAAGUUACAAUAAUCUCAGUGGCCAAAUACCACCACAAGAAGCUUUCCAGAACCUUGGUCCAACAGCUUACGUAGGGAAUGCCUUUCUAUGUGGACUUCCUCUCAAUGUUUCAUGUCCACUCAUGGUGCCAACGUCAAACCACGACUCGUGGUUCCAUUGCCCAUCACAUGGGAAAGGUGGAAAAUCUUGCUCCAUAAUCACAGGCUCUGCAAGUAUCAUAGUUGGUUUCUGCCUGGUAAUCCUGGUAGUAUUUUGGUGCAAGAGGGCCUAUCCUUCUAAAGGGAGUGAAAAUGUAGAUGGCUGUAACUUUAGCGAGGCAUUGAUGUUUAAAACAGAGUUUUCUUGCUUCGCAAAACUUGAUGUUGAGACCCUACCAGAAAACAUGGAGAAGUAUAAUUUCGUGUUACUGGAUCGACAAGUCGACUUCAAUCUCGAGCAACUUUUGAAAGCCUCAGCUUAUCUUCUAGGCAAGAAUGGGAAUGGGAUUGUGUAUCAAGUGGUUCUAGAGAAGGGAGUAAAGCUAGCCGUAAGAAGGUUGGAAGAUGGAGCUUAUGAAAGGUUUAAAGAGUUCCAAACUGAAGUUGAAGCAAUUGGGAAGGUCAGACAUCCCAAUAUCGUAGCUCUUUUAGCUUACUGCUGGUCUCUUGAAGAGAAGCUGCUCAUUCAUGAAUACAUACCACAUGGAGACCUGGCCACUGCACUUCAUGGGAAAGCAGAAAUUUCCUACUUCCGACCACUUUCUUGGGCUGAUCGUGUGAAGAUCAUGAAAGGAGUAGCAAACGGAUUGACAUAUCUUCACGAAUUCAGUCCAAGAAAAUACGUCCACGGCGACCUGAAGCCGACCAACAUUCUGCUAGGAAACAACAUGGUACCUUACAUCUCAGAUUUCGGACUCGGACGACUUUCAAAUGCCGCCGGAGAUCUCAGUGCCUCACCUUCAGAGCGAACCCCCGCCGCAACGCCGCGGCGGUCUCCGUUCCGAUCAAACUCCAUGUGCUCCUCUCUGUCAAUAGGGUCCUAUUAUCAAGCCCCUGAAGCCUUGAAGGCGGCAAAGCCAUCGCAGAAGUGGGAUGUUUACUCGUUUGGCGUGAUAUUACUGGAAAUUAUCACCGGAAAGAUGGCGGUGAUUCAAGCGGGUUCGUCGGAGAUGGAGCUGGUUCAAUGGAUUCAACUUGGAAUCGAUGAGGGGAAACGGCCAUCGUGUAUCAUAGAUCCGUCCAUGUGUGGGGAAGUGGACGAGGAAGAAGCUGCGGCUGCCAUUGAUAUAGCUGUUGCUUGCACUCGGAAGAGCCCUGAGAAGAGACCCUGUAUGAGAAUUGUGUCGGAAUGUUUGGAAAAGUUGGCAACAUCACCGUGACUGAAAACUAUGUCAGAGAUGGUCGCUGAUUUGGCUGCUGGAGGCUGAGGGCUUUUGAGUACACAUUUUCUAUAGUUUUAUUUAUUUAUUUUUAAGUAUUAUUAUUUAUUA